UGAUGAAAUUCUUCAGGAAGUAGUGAAGAUGGGAUUUGACAGGAACCAACUGGUUGAGUCUCUUCGCAACAGGAAAACAAAUGAUGGUACUGUUGCAUAUUAUCUGUUGUUGGACAACCGGUUCCGGGUUUCUAGUGGCUAUCUUGGAGCUGAGUUUCAGGAGUCGAUGGUUUGUUUAUUGGCUAGAAUUAGAUGCUUUAAUAGAUUUGGCCUUUUUAUAAUGAACAAAGCUGAAAGGAGAAUUGUGUGUGGUUAUCAAAUUCUGUACAUCUCAAUGUGCAUAACAUGCCAUUGUGGCAUUCAUGAAUGGAUUUCACGUUACAGACCUGGAUCAGAAAUUUGACUGACUGGAUUAGUU
Messenger RNA from Telopea speciosissima, 358 nucleotides. RefSeq names its product serine/threonine protein kinase OSK1-like. Bases 29 to 343 code for a protein of 104 amino acids. The record is from RefSeq and is a predicted model, not a curated record. The transcript is spliced from 2 exons. Lineage: Eukaryota; Viridiplantae; Streptophyta; Magnoliopsida; Proteales; Proteaceae.